This is a messenger RNA of Pseudomassariella vexata, 1821 nucleotides long. RefSeq names its product major facilitator superfamily transporter. Gene Ontology annotation, molecular function: transmembrane transporter activity. Bases 1 to 1821 code for a protein of 606 amino acids. Gene Ontology annotation, biological process: transmembrane transport. The transcript has 2 exons. NCBI's taxonomy places the organism in Eukaryota, Fungi, Ascomycota, Sordariomycetes, Amphisphaeriales, Pseudomassariaceae. The record is from RefSeq and is a predicted model, not a curated record.
AUGGUGCACACCGGCCAGAUUGCUGCUGCGGCAGGUGGGCUGCAUCUAGACUCCGAGAACGACCCGGCUGACUCCCGACCUCGUCCAGGACGCCCAUCGUUGCGGUCGACCUCAAUAGGUUCCUUCCGCGCAGGCUCGCCGUUACCGACUCUGCAGUCCACUGGCAGAAGCCUUCUCCGCCGCAUGUCAACACAUUAUCAUUACCAAACUUUCCCGACACCACCGCCGAAAACACCGGGCCUGCAACGCCAUGGCUCCAGUUCGUCCAUGUCCGACGCCGGGGCUGACAAACACCGCUCCACGCCGUUACCCGUGAAGCAGCUGGCUCUUCUGGCCGUUCUAUCGUUAGCUGAACAAACAGCUCUAAACUCGAUAUCGCCUUACUUGCCCGAGAUGGUAAAAUCAUUUCCAGGCGUUGACGAGGGCAAAGUCGGGGUGUACGUUGGCACCCUUGCCUCUGCAUUCGCCCUUGCGCAACUCACGACGAAUUUGGCCUGGGGCUGUCUGUCUGAUGUCAUCGGACGCAAGCCCGUGAUGUUGCUGGGUACAUCGCUGCUCUGCCUAUGCUUUGUCCUGUUUGGUUUUUGCACCAGGUACGCGCAUAUCGUGACGGUUCAUGUCGCGAUGGGGCUGUUGAACGGAAAUGCGGCAGUUGUUCCCACCUGCCUGGGCGAGCUCACGGACCGAAGCAAUCAAAGCAAGGCAUUUACAUGGUUGCCGGUGGUGUACAGCUUAGGAAGCAUCACUGGCCCCGCGCUCGGUGGUCUGUUGGUCGGUACAGUGGCUGCGGACAAAUACCCCUACUUGGCUCCCAAUAUCCUUGGCGCUUCCCUUCUUGCCGUCAGCGUUGUUGUUUUGGCUCUCUGGUUCGACGAGACGUUAGAAGAACAAGGUGAUGGUUUUCAAUGGUCGGAGAAGCUCGGCUGGCUAUUUUGCUGCGUGAAGCGGACCAAGAAGAAUUUGCGGCGUUCCCUGAGCUCGACAUGGUUGCGCAGACAACGGGAUCGCGCAGCCGAGGAAGCCCCAGACAACGAAACAAGUGAAGAACGUCGAUUGUUGGGCCCGGCUUCUGCUGAAGGCGAAGACGACCCCAAAAGCCCGUCUGACGUGGCGGUAUGGCAUUGUGUCUUCAAUCGAACGACUAUCACGCUCCUCAUCACCUACCUGUUUUUCCAACUGUCAAACAUCUCGUUUGGCAGCUUGUAUCCGCUUUUUGCUUCAGAAGAUCCACCCACUGGGCGAGGACUACAUCCUGAUGUCAUUGGGAUCUCUCUUUCCGUGGCAGGAAUUCUCACCGUCUUGUUCCAGCUAUUCAUCUUCAGGUCUCUGAAAGCAAAAUUGGGUAACCUGGGCUCGUACCGCGGAUCGCUGCUAGGUUUCGCAGUGGCUAUGGCCUUGAUGCCAUGGGUUGGAUAUGCAGAUUCCAAUCCGCCAUGGGGACUCGGCAGCAGCAAGAGCUGGCUCUACGUUGAGAUGGGGGCCGUGCUGGUCAUCCGGAACAUAUGUGCGGUUGGCGGCCUGUCGAGCGUGAUGUUAUUGAUCACCAACUCGGCCCCCACCCAUGCGGUCUUGGGCACAUUGAAUGGAAUCGCGCAGACACUGUCGGCAUUAGGCCGGAGUUUCGGCCCGCUCAUUGCCGGAAGCCUCUUCAGUAUCUCGAUAGGGGUCGAGCCCAAAGGCGAAGCGCUUGCCUGGGGCCUUUUCGGCGGAAUCGCCCUUGCGGGCUGGCUAGGAACCUGGGCCAUCCGCGGAGAAGGUCUAGAAAGCAUUGAUGACGGGUUUGAGGAAGCAGAAUCGCACCCCGAUACAGAAGACGCAUGA